Messenger RNA from Alosa sapidissima (American shad), 2670 nucleotides. It is a transcript of the gene lancl2, whose product is annotated as LanC lantibiotic synthetase component C-like 2 (bacterial). Gene Ontology annotation, cellular component: plasma membrane. The transcript is spliced from 8 exons. Lineage: Eukaryota; Metazoa; Chordata; Actinopteri; Clupeiformes; Clupeidae. Bases 1363 to 2523 code for a protein of 386 amino acids. The record is from RefSeq and is a predicted model, not a curated record. Gene Ontology annotation, biological process: carbohydrate metabolic process; peptide modification.
AAUCAGCCCAACCUGUAUCGUUUAUUGAAAUCAAUCAGCACUGUCCAGCAAAAAAAUCACGUGUCAUCCAAAAAUCAAGAAUUAAGGGAGGGCGAGAAGCGAAGGGUUUAUGGAUUUAUUUCCUCCAUAAUCCGAGCGCGUGUGGUAAAUCAGCAGCAGAAACGCCAUCUGUCUCUUCCGCGCCGAGCACUCAAUUUCGGUCCAGAUCGGCGAGAGACAUCUGCUUUCUGUUGGUGUGGUGGAUUCGAAGCUACCCUGUCCACCCGGCACGGUAUUGGAAAGACCACCUCUCACCGUCUGCGAAAGGGAAAGUCGGAGUCCGGAAAUGAUAAUAGGACGAAUCCCCUUUUAAACGGAAAACAAUGGACAGCGAGCUUUGAGCAAUGUAUUUAUGAUCAAUAUACUAGGCUAUUGUAUUUUUUUUAUAUCACAUAGGCUAUUACGAAGAAUGCAUGACUUCAUUAUGCCCUGCUGCCUGGGAUGGUUACUGUGAGGGGGUCGCUGUGCGUCGAGGGGGGUGAUUCCAGCGACCGCCAAAAGGAAAUUUUUUGGUCUUGGCAGGUCAAAGAAGGCUAUGUCUUACAGUGGUGACACCAGUUUGCGGCUGUGUUUGUAUUGUGAAACCUCCACCGAUUUUGGGACUUAUUUUGGGAUUACCCUGCAGCACCCAGGGAUAUUUUCAGUCUUUAAUUGAGGACAUUUUGACAGUUGCACAACGUAGAAGGAAUACAUCCAUUAUCAAGUCAUUGAAUAGCUUGUGAAUGGGCUGGAAUUUAUCGCUGUCCAUUAUGUAGCUGUAGUAGGCUACUCUUGGACAAUAAAUUCCACUUUUCGCGAGGACAAGCCUAUUUUGCGCAGGUUUGUGAAAUACUUUUGAGUUCUGAAACUACUUUACAAUUUUCAGAGGCUUCAGUUGGAAACAUUUCAGAAUUUUACGUCGUCAGUUAUUUAGAAAUAACUUUUUGAGAAGGACACCAGAACAUGCUGUUCAACGUUUUGCCAGAUUAUUCGAACCUACAAGAACCUAUUUUAUGCUAUUAUUUUGUUGGUUCAAAAAAAUCUAAUCGCUCUUUUUAUAUAGCCUAACCUUACAUUUGACAAUUUUCUGUGAAGUCGAGUGAGGUGGAAUAUACUUUGAUGGUUAUUAAUUUAAAUGUAGGCCUACUGUUUAAUUAUUCGAACACCAAACCCUCGUUUACUGCCAGUGCCUCUCAAAUAUUGACCAGAUUUGACUGAUCAGCUGCGCUGAAUUCAGCCCAACAGCGAAACUGGAUUGUAUUGAAUGAGAAACGCGUUUUACGCACAAGCUGUGUACGGGAACUUGGUGGUGGUACAGUUUGGCCUUGCUGGCGUUCCGUGGAAAUGGGAGACAACAUGUCAAAGAGAUUAAAACUGGUCACCACAUCUGAAUCAGAGAUGGAGGAGAGGUCUUUUGUGAACCCAUUCCCGGACUGGGACCAGGGAGUUUUCUCAUCAUCAAACUCAGGACAAGACAGUGAUGGGAGUGAACCAUUUGAUGCCAACGGAAAGAUUAGGGAGGCUUUCGAGAAGAAACUGCAGAACAAGAUCAAAGACCUGCUGGUGCAGAUGGACGAAGGGCUCAAAACAGCCGACCCCAAUGACUACUCCACAUACACUGGCUGGACAGGCAUAGCUCUGCUGUAUCUGCAAUUGCACCGGGUGACCAGGGAGGCCUCCCACCUGCAGAGGGCGCUGGACUAUGUGAAGCGCACCCUGAGGAGCUUGAGCGGCCGGCGGGUCACCUUCCUCUGUGGAGACGCUGGACCUCUGGCCGUGGGCGCAGUCACACACCACCGCCUCAAGAACCAGGCAGAGACACAGGAUUGUAUCAGCAAACUUCUUCAGCUCCAGAGGUCUGUGUUGUCUCCAGAUUCGGACGUGCCUGACGAGCUCUUGUAUGGUCGGGCCGGCUACCUCUUCGCCCUGCUCUACGUCAACAAGGAGAUUGGCCCUGAUACCGUCGACGAGGCCACCAUCACCAAGGUGAGUGCCCCCAUUGCUAAAGUGAAUCCCGAUAUCCUGAAUGAACUGGUGCGGCCCAGCAUUGACUAUGUCCGGCACAAAAAGUUCCGCUCCGGCAACUACCCCUCGUCCCUUAGCAACGAGACGGACAGGCUUGUCCACUGGUGCCACGGGGCCCCGGGCGUCAUUCACAUGCUCCUCAUGGCACACAAGGUGUUUAAGGAGGAGAAGUACCUGAAGGACGCGGUAGAGUGUGGUGAGGUGAUCUGGCAGAGGGGUCUACUCCGGAAGGGCUACGGCAUCUGCCACGGCACCGCCGGCAACGGAUACGCCUUCCUCGCCCUCUACAAAGCCACUCAGGAGAAGAAGUACCUAUACCGCGCGUGCAAGUUUGCUGAGUGGUGCCUGGACUAUGGGACGCAUGGAUGCCGCAUCCCUGACCGGCCGUAUUCGCUGUUUGAAGGUAUGGCAGGAGCUAUCCACUUCCUCUCUGACAUCAGCCAGCCUGAGGCCUCCUGCUUCCCCGCAUUUGAACUUUGACCCCCGGGAGGGCUAGAGUUAGGAGAGAUGCACAAGAAGAAGGACUGACCUGGAGUUCAUGAGACGGUGGCAGCCGGGUGGCGCGCUGGAGCAGGAAUGGGGUCUGGCUCAUGAGGGUGGCAUGAUUCCUCAGGUUUUCCAUCUGAG